CUGAAGUGCAGUUGAGCUGUUGUGUGUUUGUCUCUGUAUUCAAUCAGUAAAAUGGCAGGAGCCAGAGUUUUUCAGGAUGAGUUCUUGUGUCCAGUGUGUCAGGAUCUCCUGAAGGAUCCAGUGACCAUCCAGUGUGGACACAGUUACUGUAAGAGCUGUAUUACAGGCUGCUGGGAUCAGGAGGAUCAGAUGAGAGUCUACAGCUGCCCUCAGUGCAAACAGACCUUCAGUCCAAGACCUGCUUUAGCUAGAAACACCAUGCUGGCUGAAGUGGUGGAGAAGCUGAAGAAGAGGAAACGUCCUGCUGACUGUGAUGCUGGAGCUGGAGAUGUGCAGUGUGACGUCUGUACUGGAAGAAAAUACAAAGCCAUCAAGUCCUGUCUGAUGUGCCUGAACUCUUACUGUCAGCAUCACCUUGAGGAACAUGAGAGUUGGUUUAAAGGAAAGAGACACAAAGUGACUGAAGCCACUGGACGACUGCAGGAGAUGAUCUGCCAGAAACAUGAGAAGAUCCUUGAGGUUUUCUGUCGCACUGAUCAGAAAUGUAUAUGUGUGCUGUGUACGAUGGAUGAACAUAAAAACCACGACACUGUAUCAGCUGCAGCACAGAGGACAGAGAAACAGAAGCAGCUGAAGGAGACGCAGAAGACGUUCCAGCAGAGAAUCCAGCAGAGAGAGAAAGAUCUUCAGCAGCUGAGAGAGGCUGUGGAGUCUCAGAAGCGCUCUGCACAGACAGCAGUGGAGGACAGUGAGAGGAUCUUUACUGAGCUCAUCCGCUCCAUUGAGAGACGCCGCUCUGAGCUGAUACAGCUGAUCAGAGAUCAGGAAAAGCAAGCAGUGAGUCGAGCUGAAGGACGACUGGAGCGACUGGAGCAGGAGAUCAAUGAUCUGAGGAGGAGAGACGCUGAGCUGGAGCAGCUUUCACACACACAGGAUCACAUCCAGUUCCUGCAGAGUUUCCAGUCUCUCUCAGCACCUCCUGAAUCUACAGACGUAAAUGAUGAUCCCUUCACUCCUCUUAUCUCUUUUGAUGGUCUGAGAGAAUCUGUCCAUCAGCUGAGAGACAAACUGGAGGAUUUCUGCAAAAAGGAGCUCAAGAAGAUCUCAGACAGAGUCACAGUCACCAACAGUGUUCCCAGGACCAGGAAGGACUUCCUACGAUAUUCCCAUCAGCUCACUCUGGAUCCAGACACAAUGAAUAAACAGCUGUCUGAGAGCAACAGAGUGAUUACUAACACUGGCAGAGAUCAGCUGUAUCCUGAUCAUCCAGACAGAUUUGAUUAUUGGCUUCAGGUGUUGUGUAGAGAGAGUGUGUGUGGACGCUGUUACUGGGAGCUGGAGUACAUUGGACGUGUGUUUAUAUCAGUGUCAUAUAAGAGCAUCAGCAGGAAAGGAAAAGGUAAUGAGUGUGGGUUUGGAUCUAAUGAUCAGUCCUGGAGUUUGAUCAGCUUUCCCUCUAGAUACUCAUUCAGACACAAUUACAUAGAGUAUCGUCUCCCUGUGAAGCCCAUCAGCAGUAGGAUAGGAGUGUAUGUGGAUCACAGUGCAGGAACUCUGUCCUUCUACAGCGUCUCUGACACAAUGAGCCUCAUCCACACAGUCCAGACCACAUUCACUCAGCCGCUCUAUGUUGGGUUUAAUGUUCUUAAUGUCAGAUCGUCAGUGAAACUGUGUUGAUGAAUCAGAAUAGACUGUAGAGAGAUUCUACCCAUAAUUCUGUGAGCUGCAUGAUAAAUCAGUAACAGUGAGAUGUUACAGAGCAGUCGCAUAGCUACGGGUGGGCUCAUCUGUGGCCCACCCAAUGAUAUGUUUGUAAUUUUCCAAAUGGAUGUAAUUUAUUAAACGAUACUAAUAAACGUCUUAUUUCACAGUAACUUUAUUUAUUAACAAUAUUAAACACUUGUUUUCAUGGUCAAUUACAGGUCGUCUCUUAUAGUUGUCCCUCUUCCUAUAGGUGCAUAUCAUCAUACGCUUGUCAAAAUGAUGAUUCGUCCAUUUCUGUUAGUCUCACCCACAAUGUUAUGUUUACAACAUAAGGAUAUAAUAGUAAAAUGCGCGCAUUUGUGAAGUAAAAUGUGAAAAUAGCCUAGUGAAGCAAACAUAAAUCAGAUCAAUUCUUUUAAAAAGUAAAAGUCUUAGAAACAUCAUAUUAGCAUAGGUACAGUGUUUGAUCCACUAAACAGAUGCGUCCUUUGUGGAAAGAAACACAUAAACAUUGUGCUAGAUCCUGGUCGCCACAAACUGCAUAAUUUGCAGCUGAGCACAUUUCUGUGAACUGACAGAGAUGUUUGAUUAUGAAAUAAUCAGCGAAGCCCCGUUGUUUCACACUGAGGUAAUACUUUUUAAUAAACUUCCUUUAGUUAAUGUUAGUUAAUGCAUUAACUAACAUUAGCAAUACAUUUGUUACCGUGUUAAUUCAUCUUUGUUAACCAGCUCACUCAGGCAAAUGUUAACAGAUACGACUUUUAAUAAUGUCCUAUUAGUACAUUUUAAAAUGAACAUUAGCAUAACAAAUUACGGUCACACUUUAUAUUAGGAGGCCUUAACUACUAUGUACUUACAUCAAAAAAUAAGUACAACAUAAGGACAGGUUUGGUGGUAUGGGUAGGUUUAAGGGUGGGUUUAGGUGUAAGGGAUGGGUCAACAGUGUAAUUAUAAAUUUAAUUACAGAAAUUAAUUACAGAUGUAAUUACAUAUAGGUAUUUUUAAAAAUAUAAGUACAAUGUAAAAACAUGUAUGUACACAAUAAGUGCAUUGUAUCAAAUUAUUAAUUUAAAUGUAAGUACAUAGUAGUUAAGGCCACCUAAUAUAAAGUGGGACCCAAAUUACUAAUGUUAAUGCAUGCUUUAGAAGUACUGUGUAAUGAACCUUGGUGCUGUAUUUUUUGUUGGCAAUUUGACAUGCAGUUUUCAUACGCUACACACCUGGCCCACCCAGUUUUAUGUAGGCCCACCCACUUAAACAUUUCUGGCUACGCUAGUGUUACAGAGUCUCAAGUCAAGUCAAGUCAAGUUGAGCUUUAUUGUCAUUCCGCUACAUGCGGGGGCAUACAGUGGAACGAAAUGUCGUGCCUCACAGGACCUCGGUGCUACAUAAAUACAGGCAUACAACAAUGGAGUAAGACAAUAUAAACCUAUACACAACUAUCCUACUGAUAGAUUUUGACUAUAAAUAUACUAUCUAUAAAAAGUACCUAUACAAACUAAAAAUACAAACUAUACAAACUAUACAAAUGCUUCAGAUAAAUACUGUACAUGUGCAAGGAGAAACAUUGAGUUCAAGCAGCUGGCUGGGGAACAGUGCAGGAGGAUUUGUAGUGCAUGAGCAUGUAAACAUACAUAUAUUACGGAGUUCUUUUGUGGGAUUUGUGUACACACAGCAGUGUGUGUGAAAAGUGACUAGUGCGCAUA
Molecule: messenger RNA, 3410 nt
Organism: Onychostoma macrolepis
Lineage: Eukaryota; Metazoa; Chordata; Actinopteri; Cypriniformes; Cyprinidae
Product: tripartite motif-containing protein 16-like
Exons: 6
Coding region: 52-1677 (541 amino acids)
Molecular function (GO): zinc ion binding; protein binding
Source: RefSeq, a predicted model, not a curated record